AUGAUUUACAGGUUAAAAGGGGGUUGAAGAAUGCAUUAGUAAUUUAUUGUAGUAGUUAGUGAAGUGGGAAAAAAAGGGACGAUGCGUGUUGGUUCACGAUGACACAGGCAAGGGAGUGUUUGUGCGUGGAGUUUGUAUACAGCUCUAUCUUGUUUUGCCUUUCUUACUUUUUCCACAUCACCUGCCACUACUUCUGAUACUCUUCCUUUGCUUUAAAUUUGUAUAAUACAAUCUUCCAAACAAGCCAAGACACUGCUGCAAGCCUAGUUAACCUGCUUUCUUGCUCUCUUUAGAAUUGGUGUUUGGGGUGUCUGCUUCAUUUUUAAAUUCCCAAGCUUUGUCAUUUUUAGUCUCUACUUGUUUGGAGAGAGAUAUUGAAGUUUGUCUGUGUUUGUUAUGGAAAGUUGAACUUUUCUUUUUUACGUUGAAGAUUUGGUAGUAGAGUGUUGCAAGGAUGAGUACCAGAGUCAGGACGUCUGUUCAGUCCAGGAAAGUUUCUGGGAAGAAUGAGAAAGAGAAGGCUGAAAUGCAGGGGACCAAGCCGCCUAUUGUUGCCACAAAGACGAUGAAGAAUCGACGAGACUCGAGCAAAGAGAGAAAAAUGGCCUUACAACAAGAUGUCGAUAAACUGAAGAAGAAGCUUAGACAGGAAGAGAACAUUCACAGAGCUCUGGAGAGAGCUUUUAACCGACCCUUGGGAGCUUUACCUCGUCUUCCUCCAUAUCUCCCUCCUCCUACAUUGGAGCUUUUAGCGGAAGUGGCAGUGCUGGAGGAGGAGAUUGUCCGGCUCGAAGAACAGGUAGUGCACUUUAGACAAGACUUGUAUCAAGAAGCUGUCUAUACAUCAUCCUCGAAAAGGAACAUGGAGAGUUCAAUUGAUUUGAGUGAGCCUUGCCCGGAUAAACGUCUACAACCAAAAACUUUAACUAGAAAUACAUCCAUGGCAAGUCAUAUGCGAUCCCUUUCGGACGAUGGGAGAGGAAAAGAGAACCAGUCUUGCACUAAUUCUUCAAAGAGCAAUAAGGUGUCCUUGGUGGAUAAAAGCCAAUUACUAAGAACACCUGUGAAGGGACCUUUGAUUGAUUCAAAGCCUUCAGAGAAACGUUUAGAUCCUGAAAAAUUGCAGCUAGAAUGCAGAAUGAGAGUCCAAGAUAGUGCAGAUGCGCCGAAUCUUAGCACUUCAGAUGAGAAACCGAUGGCAGAUAAUGGCCCGAAUAAAGUUUCCGAGGAGCUUGUGAAAUGCUUGUCCACCAUUUUCUUAAGAAUGAGCUCAAUGAAGAGAAAGUCUAGUGCAGAAAGUUUUCCUUGGUUAUCAAUGUUAGGCUCCCAAGAAAGCAAGGAUGAAACAAAAUUUCGGGACCCCUAUGGUAUUUGUUUGAAUUUUGGGAGGAGAGAUAUCGGCAGGUAUAAGCAUUUGAUUUCAAUUGAUGCUGACUCGAUCAAUCCAAAUCGAACAUCAAAUUCUUUAUUUCUGCUGCGCAGGCUGAAGCUACUCCUUGCAAGACUUGCCUCCUCCAACUUGCGGAACCUAAAUCAUCAGGAGAGGCUUGCCUUCUGGAUAAAUAUCUACAAUUCCUGCAUGAUGAAUGCAUUCUUAGGACAUGGAGUACCAGAGAGUCCAGAGAUAGUUGUGGAAUUGAUGAGGAAGGCAACUAUAAACGUUGGGGGGCGCCAGCUAAAUGCAAUAACUAUUGAACAUUUCAUUCUCAGAUUGCCGUAUCAUUCCAAAUUUACCUUUUCAAAGGGUGCCAAGAACGAUGAAAUGACUGCCAGGAGCAUGUUUGGACUGGAACUAUCCCAACCAUUGGUGACAUUUGCCCUCUCAUGUGGAAGCUGGUCUUCUCCUGCUGUGCGAGUAUAUACUGCUUCUAACGUUGAGACUGAAUUGGAAGUCGCAAAGAAAGAGUACUUGCAGGCUACUGUCGGGAUUUCAUCGACAAAGUUUGCAAUCCCUAAGCUUUUGGACUGGUACUUGCUCGACUUUGCUAAGGACUUUGAUUCGUUGCUCGAUUGGAUUUGCCUUCAACUACCUAGUGAAUUCGGAAAAGAAGCAUUCACGUAUCUUGAAAGAGCUAAAACAGAGUCUCCUCUACGGUUUGUUCAAAUUAUACCUUAUGACUUCAGCUUUAGGUACCUUUUAUGCACAUAAUAAAUUAUUUGCUACACUUGAAAUUUUGCUUAGUUCUAAGGGUGUAAUAUUUUCAUACACAAGCUUAGAUUAGAUAAUAUAAAAAAAUAAAGGUGUAAGUAAUCUAUUCUCCAAAGUCCUAUGUUUUGAUUGUAAGUAGUUGUGAGAGGAAUGUUCAUCAG
Molecule: messenger RNA, 2310 nt
Organism: Hibiscus syriacus
Lineage: Eukaryota; Viridiplantae; Streptophyta; Magnoliopsida; Malvales; Malvaceae
Exons: 12
Coding region: 455-2149 (564 amino acids)
Source: RefSeq, a predicted model, not a curated record